AUGCUUCUUAUCAAACGUCCGUCUCUGGUAUCAAUUGCACGUAUACAUCGUUUCCAGGCAAUUUCAUUCCGUUUCGUAGCUGCAAAAGCUCAAGCAUCGAAGCACGCGACACGACCAACACCCAAAGCUCAAAAAAAGCCAGCCAAAAUGUCGAAGCGAACCGCGUACGACCGCGAUGAGCUUGGCCAUACCACCACCAAGCGCGCAAAGGAGGUUGACGAGAAUCUGCCUUAUGAUCAGUUGAAGAAAGCUCUGGGCGCGCAAGAGGAGAAGAACGAUGUCACGAGAGUAGUUCACCUGUUUCACCCAAAGGACUUGCGUAUUCAAGACAACACCGCUCUACACCAUGCUUCGGAGCUUGCGCAGAGCUCGAAGAAGCCUCUCAUCUGCGUAUAUUUGCAUUGCGCAGCGGACGAAUCAUGGCACGGCACGAGCCCAGCCCGAAUGGACUUUAUGUGUGAAGGUCUGAACAUCAUGCAGAAGGAACUGAAGGAACUGAACAUUCCGCUGGUAUUCCUAGAAUGUGAAGACCGGAAGAGGAUCGUGCCAACGGUAGUCGAUUGGCUGAAGGAACACCAUGUGUCACAUGUCUUCAGUAACCACGAGUACGAAAUUGACGAGAUGCGACGCGACGUACAGCUGGUGAAGCAAGUUGGAAACCAUGUUCACGUCUCAAUAUAUCACGACCAGACGGUCGUCGAACCGGGGACUAUGCUCACUGGCAAUGGUAAGCCCAUGAAAGUGUUCACACCCUACUUUGGCAAAUGGCUCGACAUCGUCAAGAAAGAGCCAGAGCUACUUGACCUAAGGCCCGACCCUAAGAAGCAGAGCGCAGCUAUCGCUAAAGAGCUCAAGGAUCUGUUCGACACAAAGCCUCCAAAGCCUGGAAAAGACAAGCAAUUUGAAAACGAGGAGGAUAGAAAGAGGAUUCGAAAACUAUGGCCUGCUGGCCAUAAAGCUGGUGGCAAACGAAUGGACGCGUUUCUCAAGCAGAUCAAGAACUACAAAGCUACACGAUCGAAUCCAGCCGAGGACUCAACAUCACGUAUGAGCGCAUACUUCUCCGCAGGCAUGUUCAGCGUGCGCGAGGCUUUGCGAAAAGUCAGUGACUACAACGGCGGCAGCAGUGACUUCACCGAAGGACGCUCAAAACCUGGCGUCUACAGUUGGGUGCGCGAAAUCGUAUUCCGCGAACUGUAUCGCCAGACAACGAUGACGACACCACACACCUCGAUGAACAUGCCGCAGAAUUUGAAAUUUGACUUUGUGCAAUGGGAAGACGACCAAGAAGGGUGGGAGAAGUGGUACAAAGGAACAACAGGCGAGCCUUUUAUCGACGCAGGCAUGCGCCAGCUUAAUCACGAGGCAUACAUGCACAAUCGCCUGCGCAUGAAUGUCUCCUCGUACCUCUACUGCAACCUCCUCAUCGAUUACCGUCGAGGCGAGCGCUACUUCGCUGAGACCCUGAUCGAUUGGGACCUGAGCAACAACACGCAAGGCUGGGAGCCAAGCUACACAGUCUUCAACCCUGUCAGCCAGGCUGAGAAGAACGAUCCAGACGGAGAUUACAUUAGACGAUGGGUGCCUGAGUUGAAGGAUGUACAGGGCAAAGCGAUCUUUGCGCCAUAUGAAAGGCUUAGUAAAGAGGAGUUCGAGAAGUUAGGGUAUCCGAAGCCGCAUGUCAACUGGAAAAAGACGAAGCAAAGGUGCAUGGAAAGAUUCAAGAACGACAUGUCCGGCGUUGAACCUUAG
Molecule: messenger RNA, 1752 nt
Organism: Ascochyta rabiei
Lineage: Eukaryota; Fungi; Ascomycota; Dothideomycetes; Pleosporales; Didymellaceae
Product: Deoxyribodipyrimidine photo-lyase
Exons: 1
Coding region: 1-1752 (583 amino acids)
Biological process (GO): entrainment of circadian clock by photoperiod; circadian regulation of gene expression
Cellular component (GO): nucleus; cytoplasm
Molecular function (GO): DNA binding; FAD binding
Source: RefSeq, a predicted model, not a curated record